GCGCACAUCCACACUGUCUGCCGGGGACCGCCUGAGAGUGGUAGCAAGGCAGACAGGUGCCACACCUGAGGACUGGCUUCUGCUGAUGGAGGUGUGCAGGACACCUGGCUGCUAGCAGACGAUACGUGAGGAAGAUCGGGAUUGACAGUGAGGUGAAUGCAAGAUGUUUCCUUGGUCAGCCGUCUUCUCCCUGGAGCCCAAGGUUCCUGGCCAGCGCAGCGCCGAGGAGCUGGUGACCAACACCCUGAUGCUGGAGUUGGGCGCCAUGGUGAAGCGCACGGAACGCAUCCGCCUGGAACAGGCCUCAGAGGGCCACCGCCGCCGCCGGCGCAGCUCCUCCUCCUCCUCCGCAGCCGACUACAGCUGGCUGGCCAAGGUGCAGACCCCGCAGCCCUACCAGCUGACCCCCAAUGACCUGCUGGAUCUGCAGGACCUCUGCGCCAAGGUCCCGCCUGCCCAGUGCGGUCCUGUCAUCGUCAGGUUCAGGAGACUGGUGUCCCAGAUGGAGCCCGAGGUCCAGGAGGUCCCCCGUCUGUUCCGCUCGGUGCUCCGUGACUGCUUGGAGGAGCUGAGGUCAGAGGAAGGAGGCGUCCACAUGCGAGAGCACACCUCCAUGAAGCAGCGGCGUAGCAAGAGCCUCUCCUUCCUCACUUUCCGCACCAAAUUCCAAAAGGGCUGCUCGUUCGGGGGGAGCGGGCCGAGGGGUUCCAGGGGGAACCUGCAGCAGCAGCUGGAAUGGUCGGACGAGGAGGACGACGACGACGGACAGGACGGGGAGGAGGAGGCCAUCAAGGCCAGAUGCAGGAAGGGGAGGAGCCAGAGCAUGCCGGAGAUCACACCUUUGGAGCAAAGUGCACAGGGCUGAAGACGGGGGAGGGGUCACAGGUCACCAAAGAUAUGGCGCUUCAUUUUACUGCAAACAUACAUAUGGUCCCAUUCAUCAGUUUACCUGACACAUGAAACAUGACAAAUUGCACGAUCCACUUUAGCCAGGCAGUAUAUGUCUUACAAUGUGUUUUUGGCCAUUUCAAGGUUGACCACAGUUUGGAGUGACGCUUUCCAUCAUUUUCAGCACACAUAACGAUCACCCCGCCCCUUCCUUCCACGCUGAAUGGAUACUUUCCUUCCAUGUGUUCCUAGCCCCUUUCUGCUCCACCACUGACCAGAGUAUAAUCAUGUGUUUUAGUCAAAAAUAUGCAUGAAAUGAAAUUAAAGUGGAAAUCAAAAUAGUAUAAAAAUAUUUUCACCCAACAAAAAAACAUGUUAUGCCCAUUUGUC
Messenger RNA from Nerophis lumbriciformis (worm pipefish), 1278 nucleotides. Its product is annotated as protein RD3. Lineage: Eukaryota; Metazoa; Chordata; Actinopteri; Syngnathiformes; Syngnathidae. The record is from RefSeq and is a predicted model, not a curated record.